Vanderwaltozyma polyspora DSM 70294 is the source of this 417-nucleotide messenger RNA. RefSeq names its product mitochondrial pyruvate carrier. The record is from RefSeq and is a predicted model, not a curated record. Gene Ontology annotation, biological process: pyruvate import into mitochondria. The transcript has a single exon. Gene Ontology annotation, cellular component: mitochondrial inner membrane. The coding region runs from base 1 to 417 and encodes 138 amino acids. NCBI's taxonomy places the organism in Eukaryota, Fungi, Ascomycota, Saccharomycetes, Saccharomycetales, Saccharomycetaceae. Gene Ontology annotation, molecular function: pyruvate transmembrane transporter activity.
AUGUCAGCUAUCGGAAUGGCCUUCAAGAGAAUUUGGGCUAGUGAAACUGGUCCAAGAACUGUACAUUUCUGGGCUCCAACUUUGAAAUGGUCCUUAGUCAUCGCAGGUUUAAGCGAUGCUUCAAGACCUGUUGAAAAAGUAUCAGGUACCCAGAAUUUAUCUUUACUAGCAACAGGUCUCAUUUGGACAAGAUGGUCUUUCGUCAUACGACCAAAGAAUAUGUUGUUGGCCUCAGUCAACUUCUUCCUAGCUUGUACUGCAGGCUACCAGAUUUCAAGAAUAAUAAACUACAGAUUGACAAACGGUGACAGUAUGUCACAAGUUUUCAACUAUAUCAUCAAUGGUGAACAAUCUAUCACAAAUAAACCUGUGAUAUCGAAUAACCCAUCCACUCCACAAUCUGCGAUUACUCAUUGA